UGAAAACAUAAUUUGCGAUUGAACAUCCCGCGGGAAAGAAGUAAGAACAAAUUUCGCCCCUAUAUAAAGCCGGUGGGAGAUUUUUGAUGGUCAUAGUUUGAAUCCGUCCAGCAGUAAGAACCAAACUCAACAUCCCCAAAAUGAAAUUCUUCAUCGUUGCUCUGGCGCUGCUCGCCCUCGUUGCUGCCCAAGACGACAAGUACACCACCAAGUACGACAGCGUCAACAUCGAUGAGAUCCUGAAGUCCGAGCGCCUGUUCAAGAACUACUAUGCCUGUCUUAUGGACACCGGCGCCUGUACUCCAGAUGUCAACGAACUGAAGCGCGUCCUGCCCGAUGCCCUGGAGAACAACUGUGCCAAAUGCAGCGAGAAGCAGCAGACCGACAGUACCAAGACCAUCAAGUACCUGACCGAGAACAAGCCAGAGGAAUGGAAGGCUCUGAAGGCCAAGUACGAUCCCGACAACAAGUACGUCGAGAAGUACGUCGCCGAUGCCGACAAGGAGGGAAUCAAGCUGUAAAUUGGGCGGAGUCCUGAGAUGAAGACUGAAUUGAAGAUCGAUGGAUAGUCGACCUAAUGCUGUGAUAUUGAUAAUGGUUUGGUAUUUUACGAUUGAACGACAACGAAUUUGGUCAAAUUUAGCUUUAUUGAAUCCGUCGUGCAGUGUUGAUGAUGUGACAAUAAAUGGAUUGCAAUAACUAAAAAA
Molecule: messenger RNA, 707 nt
Organism: Aedes albopictus (Asian tiger mosquito)
Lineage: Eukaryota; Metazoa; Arthropoda; Insecta; Diptera; Culicidae
Product: ejaculatory bulb-specific protein 3-like
Exons: 2
Coding region: 141-521 (126 amino acids)
Source: RefSeq, a predicted model, not a curated record